Molecule: messenger RNA, 1638 nt
Organism: Schistosoma spindalis
Lineage: Eukaryota; Metazoa; Platyhelminthes; Trematoda; Strigeidida; Schistosomatidae
Source: the annotation of a GenBank genome assembly
UACAGAGCUAAGGUCAUUUCUUAAAAUAACCCAAUGUUCAAGGCUUUUGGUUCAGCCAUCAAACAAUGACUCCCAGUUGAAAUAUUUUUUGAUUAGUCGUGUUUUCUACCCAUUGUGUUCCGCAUUUCUAUCUUCCAUCAUAAACAUCAGUACAGAGAGAGUUAACGGGUGUUUGGUCCUUGGGUAGUUCGUUCAGAGCUUCUGUACGUGAAUGGCUGUGACGCCUUUCUUCAAUUUACGCAACUUAGUCCUGAACAAGUGCAAUAAUUUUUUACUUCCUGGAUCAUCCCGAGAUAAGUGCUACAAGUUUUUGCUCGAUGGCUACUUUGUCGGAUUCAUCCACCCAAUGUUUUUGGAUUGGUUAUUGAAAUAUGCAAAUGUUUUUGUGAAGAUUUCUCAUCCGCAACACGGUGAUCACUGUAUUACAGUGCACCAGGCCAUGAUAAAUGUGAAUGACCGCAGCAAUGCAGUGGCAGAAGUAAUGCAAGAUUUGCGGACCACAAGUCCUUUCAAGGCUCUAAAAGGAUGGAGAAACGAGGACUAUGGCGUUUACAUUCAUAACCGUGAAAAAGUAUUAUUAAAAAUUGAACGUUCAGCAUCGAGUCUUCUGGGUAUUACACGAUAUGGCGUACACGUAAAUGGUUUCUUCUCAAAUCGAUACAACUACUCUAAAAAGCCUGAUCGAAUCGUUAAUGGCAGCUCACGUAAUUCCAAUGAUUCUAAUUCUCUCGCUCAAAUUGAUCCGGACAAUGUUUUUAUGUGGCUCGGUUUACGAUCAAUAAACAAACCUACAUCUCCUGGAAUGCUCGAUAAUAUGGCUGCUGGAGGUUUAACAUAUGGUCUAGAUGUAAUGGAAUGUGCUCGUAAAGAGUGUCAAGAGGAAGCAAGCGUACCAGAGCAUAUGCUUGGUAAACUAACCCUUGUAAAUCAAAUCAGUUAUAUUUUUGAAGAUGAGCGCGGUGUUUGCCCACAAAUUGAAUAUUGUUUCGAUCUGGAAUUACCACCAGAUUUUAUCCCUGUUAGCUCUGAUGGUGAAGUGGAUAGUUUCCGAUUAGCCAGUAUAUCAGAGAUUAAACAACUAAUAUUUGAAGAACACUUCAAAUCAAAUUCUGCUAUGGUUGCCUUGGACUUUUUGUACAGACAUAAAUUUAUCGACAAAGACUCAGAUCCCAGGCAUGCAGAAGUGCAAUCCUUGAUGCAUGUUAACUUACCAUUUGAUUAAUUGCAUUUGUGAAUACGGUUUUCAUCUAUCAACGUCAUUGUUUCAAAAUCAAAAACCCUCCAACUUCUAUACAUUCGAUUAUUUUCCAGUAGAAAUUAAUUAUUUCUAACUUAGUUAUUUUCUUUGUAUUAUAAGUGGUAUUCAUCAUUGGCUAACGGUAAAGACUUUAUUCUAGUUUCAAAUCUUAAGCAGAGUUUAUUAUAAAAAAUAUACACCUUUCAAAUAGCUAUCCUUCUCAUUUAAUUUUCCUAACAGAUAAUUUUACUAAAUCAGUCUAUUUCUUUGCAUAAAUAAUGUCUGUUUACUAGUUGGUGUUCCUUUUUUCUCAUUUUGUUUUUGGGAAACGAAUAUUUGUGCUUAUGGUUAAAUGUUUUCUUUUUAGCUUAUUAUUUACAAUAAUUGAUUUGCAGAAAUUA